Monosiga brevicollis MX1 is the source of this 1788-nucleotide messenger RNA. RefSeq lists its product as uncharacterized. Bases 1 to 1788 code for a protein of 595 amino acids. Gene Ontology annotation, molecular function: ATP hydrolysis activity; ATP-dependent protein folding chaperone; ATP binding. The transcript has 10 exons. NCBI's taxonomy places the organism in Eukaryota, Choanoflagellata, Craspedida, Salpingoecidae. Gene Ontology annotation, cellular component: mitochondrial matrix. The record is from RefSeq and is a predicted model, not a curated record. Gene Ontology annotation, biological process: protein folding; protein catabolic process; proteolysis.
AUGCCGAGACUGGCACAGUGUCUGCACACUGGCUCUUGCUGGAAAAAAGACGAACAAGACCCGCCCCGCAAGUCAGCGCUCCGAUCCCCCAAGCGACCAGCCCGUCGCAUUGAUCCAGAUCAGGAUGGGACCGUCGACUCGAGGGCUCGGAGCACCAGCAGUAAUCGUGACGACAGCACUCCGCGUGCCCGCCCACCCAUCGGAUCUCAUGGCCUUCCCCCACGCUUGGUCAAAAGUCAUGGUCUCGAUAAUAGCACGCGUGAAUCUCUCUCCUAUGAGCGCUUUGUCGCAUCACUCAGCACCACAGCCAAAAACAAUGGUGAUAAGAGCAAUGACUCAAGUUCAGACGCUGACAAGCCCCCGGGACGUAACCGCUCCGUUCGUCGGGUCAUUGAUGUUCCCCGCACAACGGCCAAGUCAUUAUCGAGCCAUGAUGGAGAUGCAUCAGAUGAUGCCAGCAAGGACGUGGAUAAGACUGGCGGCGGCGGAGGUGGCAGCGGUAGCAGUGGUGGCGGUGGUGACUAUCGGUGUCCCAAAUGUUUUACCAAGCAAACGCUACGCAUGUCGGUUGUCAAGCCACAGAAGAAGAAAGCUCCCGAAGCACCCCUUAUUUGGACACAAAGCACUCCAAAGCCGCGCCAGAUCGUGAACACUCUUAACGAAUAUGUGGUGGGCCAGUCUUAUGCUAAAAAGGUUCUGGCAGUGGCCGUCUACAACCACUACAAGCGCGUGUCCGCAAACCUCAAGGAAGAGAGCUCAGAGGUGGCCCAUGAUACACGCUUUGACAAGUCCAAUAUCCUGAUGUGCGGUCCUACGGGCUCGGGAAAGACGCUCUUGGCACGCACAUUGGCAGAAAUUUUGGAUGUGCCCAUUGCCAUUGCCGAUUGCACUUCGCUGACGCAGGCCGGAUACGUCGGCGAGGACGUGGAAUCUGUUUUGUACAAACUCCUGGCAGCUUGCAACUUCAACGUGGAGCAGGCCCAGCGCGGCAUUGUGUUUUUGGACGAGAUUGACAAGAUUGGCUCUCCAAAGGGAGGCUUUGUGGCGACGCGCGACGUCUCGGGGGAGGGCGUGCAGCAGGCCCUGCUCAAGUUGCUCGAGGGCACAAUCGUGCAGGUUCCCGACAAGUCUGCCAGCAAGGUGCGGGGUCAAGAGUCUUACUCGAUUGAUACCAGCAACAUCCUCUUCAUUGGAUCGGGUGCCUUCAAUGGACUGGAGAAACUCAUCUCGAAUCGUCAAGCCAAGGGGUCUCUCGGCUUCAACGCGACGCUCAAGGAUCCUAAAGCCCCCGUCGACGGCAAGCUCUUGCGCUCAGUCAUUUCAACCGAUCUGGUCAAGUUUGGUCUCAUCCCCGAGUUUGUCGGCCGCUUUCCUUGCGUGGUGCAUCUGGAGGCCCUUGAUCGCAACGACUUGAUUCACGUGCUGACCGAGCCCAAGCACUCGCUCCUGUCGCAGUACAAGGGUCUUUUCCGCAUGGACAAUGCUGAGCUUGUACUGGAGCCGAGUGCGUUGGAAGCCAUUGCCGACAAGGCCUUGGAGCGCGGCAUUGGUGCACGUGGACUGCGUUCCAUCCUCGAGCAAGUCCUAUUGGAUGCCAUGUUUGACACGCCCGGUAGCACGCACGCGAGUGUCAUCAUUAAUGACAAGGUGGUCAUGGGUGAGGCCGAGCCAGAGUAUAUUCUGGAUUCUGAGCGGAGUGACCCGACGACGCAAGGCGCCGCCACUGAAGCCAAUGACGAUGGCGAUGGCGAGGAGGAAGCUGUCAUCGAGCAACGUGCUUCUGCCUGA